Molecule: messenger RNA, 3738 nt
Organism: Zootermopsis nevadensis
Lineage: Eukaryota; Metazoa; Arthropoda; Insecta; Blattodea; Termopsidae
Gene: Pus7
Product: pseudouridine synthase 7
Biological process (GO): pseudouridine synthesis
Cellular component (GO): nucleus
Molecular function (GO): pseudouridine synthase activity; RNA binding
Source: RefSeq, a predicted model, not a curated record
AACACGUCUCAAAUGUUAUGCAGUAUAUUAUUGUAUAGAGUUAAUGUGUUUGUGCAAAUUCCACUAAUUAUUUAGAGUAUCGUACGAACUCAAUUAAUUUAAACUACUCAUCAAUAAUAAAUAAUUUGUGUUUAUAUUUGUAUUUAUAGAUCAUAAUGUUUUGUAGAACCGGAUUAAGUUGGUGACAUUGUGAAGUUGUGGAAUGGAGUUGGCGGUGGAGAUAGUGGAUUACUGAAAUGACAAGAGAAAUGAAUCGUGGUUUUCGGAAUCAACGCGGUGGAAGGUCUUUUCGUGGAGGUCGACAGUUUUCAAACUUUAAACAGAGGGGAAAUAUUAGACCUCCACCUCUAAAUUUCUUUCCGCCAGGAAACUUUGUUUUCCCCCCACCAAACUUCAGUUUCCCCAGAGGAAUCAACAGGUUUCCAGCUCGGCUUCCAUUGACUCCUAAUAUUAGAAUGAUGAGGGGAGGUAUGCCACAUUGGCGUGGUGCCUCCAAGAAACAGCAACCUAAGAGGCCAAAGAACUCAUUAACUCCAAGCUCAACGAAGUCCAGAUUAAUGGAAAAAGAUGUUGGUAUUACUGAGUAUAUUAGUGCACAUGAAGGUUUCAGUGGCAUUAUUAAGCAGAGAUUUUCAGAUUUUCACGUGAAUGAAAUUACUGCUGAUGGAAGUAUAGCAAAGCUGACUGAUUUGGCACCACCUGUAGAUGUUGAACAUAAGAGACCGGAAAAUGAAGUUAUUGAAAUUCUGACGCCAGAAAUAAUGGAAAAGCUUAAGACAAUGGUAGAAACAAAGAUGGGUUAUGUUGAAAUUGAGGUGACAGAAAAAAGUAAAGAUGAUAGACGUAAGAUCCAUGAAGCAAUCAAAGAUGGCUUUGGAAAAGAGGUUUACAGCAACACAGUAGAUAGAGGGUCCAAGAAAUUUAUCACAAUCUUCAAAACCAGGAAAGGCGUGAUGCAAGACCGCCGGUCUCGUUGGCCUGCAGACAGAGGUGGAGUUUAUGUUCACUUUGUUCUGCACAAGGAGAAUAUGGAUACACAGGAAACUGUAAAUUACCUUGCAGGAAAAUUAGGGGUGAAGCCAAAUUUUAUAACCUAUGCUGGUACGAAGGACCGCCGAGCCAUGACUAGCCAGAUGAUGAGUGUCUUUAAAAUUGAUCCAGCAAAACUGGCAAAACUGAGUAAAGAAUUGAAAGGUGUUAAACUAGGAAAUUACACCUAUAAACCAACAUGCUUAAAAUUGGGAGACCUUAAAGGAAAUAGGUUCAGAAUUUCUUUGCGGAAUGUGACUGGAACAGAUGAGCAGAUUGAAGAAGCAGUCUCUAACCUUAAAGAGAAAGGUUUUAUAAAUUAUUAUGGUCUGCAAAGAUUUGGAAGCUCAUCAUCUGUUCCUACACCAGAAGUAGGAAGAGCUUUGCUUUUGGGAGAGUGGAAAGAGGCUAUAGAGUUGAUUUUGAAACCAAGAAAUACCGAUGAACCGUGGGCAAUAAAACGAGCACGGAAGCACUGGUGGGUGACAAAAGAUGCCAGAAAAGCAGCCAAAAUGUUACGCAAGAACUUUAUGAAUAUUAUUGAGUCUAAGCUCCUGUAUGGUCUGAGCAGGCAUGCUCCUGAUGAUUACGUUGGUGCCCUCCAAAACAUUCCACGGAACACUCGUCUGCUGUACUUGCAUUCAUAUCAGAGUUUGGUGUGGAACAAAAUUGUCUCUCGCAGAAUAAAGGAAUUUGGAUUACAACCUAUAGUUGGAGACUUGGUGUUUGUUGAUAACAAUGAUUAUCAAGAGGUGGUUGAUCAGGAAGGAACUGUUGUUGCAUCAGAUGAGUUCCCGAAAAGACCAAGAAAGAAAGCAAAAAAAGCUGCAAAAGAAGCAGGAAACACCCCAAACACAGCAGACGAUAUUGAAGCAGAUGACACUUGCAGCACAGAAGAAAAAGACAUAAAUGAGGCAGAAACUGAUCUUACACCAAAGUCAGACGUUGAUGUUAACAUCAUAAAAGGUGGUGAUAGUGCUGCAGAUACAUCAAAGCCAGACAUUGAUGAUAACAUCGUAAGAGAUGCUGCAGAUACAUCAAAGCCAGACAUUGAUGAUAACAUCGUAAGAGAUGCUGCAGAUACAUCAAAGUCAGACAUUGAUGAUAACAUCGUAAGAGAUGCUGCAGAUACAUCAAAGCCAGAUAUUGAUGAUAACAUCGUAAGAGAUGCUGCAGAUACAUCAAAGCCAGACAUUGAUGAUAACAUCGUAAGAGAUGCUGCAGAUACAUCAAAGUCAGACAUUGAUGAUAACAUAAAAGAUGCUGUAGAUGAAACUGCUGGGAACACAGGCAGUGUAGAGGAACCUAAAGAAAGAGAAGCUACACAAAGGGUUGUAGAGAGCAACAGGGAAAAGAAUACUGGUGAAGGUACUGCAGAAGAGAAUCCAGAGGGAUCUAAGCCAUGUGCGCUCAUUGAAUAUAAUCAGAGGACACCUUCUGUGCGAGCCAUAACUGAAGAAGAUUUGGAGAAUACAAGAAUAGAAGAUAUAGUAUUACCCCUUCCAGGUCAUAAUGUCAUAUACCCAAAUAAUGUGGUUAAAGAAUGGUACGAGGAGCUGUUGUCUGUUGAUGGGCUUUCGUUUACGGCAAUGAAGCAGAAUGUCCGGCAAUAUUCAGUGAGUGGCACCUACCGACGCAUGAUUGUGCGACCAGAAAACCUUACCUGGAAAACAAUGCAGUAUUCCAGCCUGACAUCUACGUUGAUUCAGUCUGAUUUAGAUGAGCUGAAGAAUGUUCCGGAACCAAAGGAUGACCCAGAAGGCCUGUACAAAGCCCUGAUCUUGGAUUUUUGCUUACCAUCUGCAACAUAUGCCACGAUGGCUCUCCGAGAGAUCCUCAAAGUGGAUACUUCAUCUAUACACCAAGCAUCUCUCAACAAUUACCUUGCAAAGAAAACAACUGAUGGCAAGGAAACAUCAGAAAGUAAUGUAACGAUGGAAGACGGUGAAACUGACGCCACAGCACAGAAUGAAAAUGUAGAGACUGAGGGGAACUCCACCGUAGAAGUAGAUAGUAAAACUGACACAAGGCAAGAAGACAGUGUGACUGGAGCAACAAAACGGAAGGUGGAUGAUGUUACUGAAGGAGCUGAUGGACAUGAAGUAGGUGAUGGUGCUCUUGCAGAGGUCAAGAAAAUGAAAUUGGAAGGUGAAACCUAAAACUGAAAUUCAAAAUGGUCAUAAAGAAGAUUAAUCUUAGGUAAGAAUUGUAUGUGUAUAACAGAUCUAAGGUAAGUUACUUUACACAUUGAAUGAAUUUAUUUUGAAUGUGUUCUUAGUGAUACUGCUUUUCAUACAUGAAGAAAAGUGGCUUACAAGUUCUUAUGUAGUAGGCCAUACUGAAUUAUAUAAUACAUGAAACAUAACAAUACGUGCAAACGUUUCAUCUUCUCUUACCAAACACUGCGCUUCUUCCAGUCUAGGUAAAUGUACACUGAGUGUUUCCUGUCCAUGUGUUCCAAGUCACAUUUACAGCACAUAAAUUUUUUGAUAUAUUUUACGCAACACGAAUAUGUCCAAAACAGUAUAGGAUUUUGCUUUAGUUACUGUAUAAGGAACAACAUCCUUUAGUGCAGUUAUAACCUCUCUUUUGUAUUUGUUUUGACUGAUUUUGAAAUGUUGAAUAAUAGUGAUACAUUUGUUGUCUCUAAGAGUGUUUAGAUUCAUUACCAGAGUGACAAAACAGAAUAAACUAUUUUAUAACACACAA